AUGGCUUCCAUUGGAAAGAUCUACGGUGCGCCGACCAUCGGCAAGGUUACCCGCGUGGUCGCUGCGGCCAACGUGAAUGGUCUUGAGCUCGAGGUUGUGCCUACGAUCCCUGUCCAGGACUCGCACAAGCCCGAGUUCCUCGCCAAGUUCCCCCUUGGCAAGGUCCCGACCUUUGAGGGUGCCGACGGCCUCGUCCUGACCGAGUCGCGCACGAUCCUCAAGUACGUGGCUGGCCUCUCCGACAACGCCAAGCUCCUUGGCACCGACAGGGCCUCGCAGGCGCUCGUCGACCAGUGGAUCAACUUCGCCGACGACCUGAUCUUCAACAGCAUGUCGACGCUGUUCGCCAUGUUCUCGCACAAGCUGCCCUACAACAAGGUGUACGAGCAGCGCGCGUGGUCGGACCUCGAGAAGGCGCUGGGUCACGUCGAGAAGCACCUCGUGGCGCAGACCUUCCUGGUCGGCCACCGUCUCACGGCCGCUGACCUCGCUGUCACCUCUGUGAUCUUGAACGCGUACGAGCGGUUCGCUGGCCCUGAGAUCCGCGGCAAGUACCCGCAUGUGCAGCGAUACCUGUCCACCGUCGUGAACCAGAAGGCGAUCCGCGGUGCAUUCCCCGUGAACCCCGAGUACUGUGCCGCGACGGCCAAGUUUGUGCCGCCCAAGAAGGAGGAGAAGCCCAAGGCGGCGCCUGCGCCGGCCGCUGCCGCCGCCGCGGAGCCUCCGGCGCCCAAGGAGGAGAAGCCGAAGAACCCUCUCGACGCGCUGCCCAAGUCGAGCUUCGUGGUCGACGAGUGGAAGCGUGUGUACUCGAACGAGGACACUCGCUCGAAGGCCAUCCCGUGGUUCUACGAGCACUUUGACAAGGAGGGCUGGAGCAUCUGGCGCUUUGACUUCAAGUACAACAACGAGCUCACCCACAUUUUCAUGAGCUGCAACCAGAUCGGUGGCUUCUUCAACCGCCUGGAGGCCAGCCGCAAGUACAUUAUGGGCACCGCCGGUGUCUUUGGCGAGGCGAACAACAGCUUGAUCGCGGGUAUCGUGAUCGUCCGCGGCCACGACUGGCAGCCCGUGCUCAGCGUCGCGCCUGACCUGGAGAGCUACGAGGUCUCUCCCCUGGACAUCUUCAACAAGGAGGAGGACAAGAAGUUCUUCGAGGACAUGCUCGCGUGGGAGGCCGUCAUCGACGGCAAGGCCUGGGCCGACGGCAAGAUCCUCAAGUAG
Messenger RNA from Malassezia sympodialis ATCC 42132, 1224 nucleotides. RefSeq lists its product as uncharacterized. The record is from RefSeq and is a predicted model, not a curated record. Gene Ontology annotation, cellular component: nucleus; cytoplasm. Gene Ontology annotation, molecular function: translation elongation factor activity. Lineage: Eukaryota; Fungi; Basidiomycota; Malasseziomycetes; Malasseziales; Malasseziaceae. Gene Ontology annotation, biological process: translational elongation.